AUGGCGCAAGCCAACACAGAUGCCCCAGCUCUGCGCAAGGAGCACCCCGCUGAUAAGAUUGGUCCCAAGCUUGUCAACGAGACCGACAAGUUACAAAACAAAUACCACCCAAAUGCAGGAUCAAGUGCUCCAGAGAAGAAGAAAGGCCCCGCAGGCGGCUUUGACGACACGCCGAUUCCCUACGCGCCGCCCGGAUACACGUUGAAAUUCACAUUUCACAAAGCCGAAAACCUUCCCUUUGCCGACCUGAACACGCUCUCUUCGGACCCUUAUAUCCUCGCCGUUCUCAAGUCAGACCUUGUCAAGCGUCACAAGCAAGACCCGGAUAUGUGCAUCCGCACGCCGACCAUCCACCGCAACACAAACCCAGAAUGGAACACCGACUGGAUUGUUGCCAACGUACCGAGUUCAGGUUUCCACCUGAAAUGUAGGUUGUAUGAUGAAGACCCGUCGGACCACGACGAUCGCUUGGGCAACGCGCACAUCGACGUCUCGAGCAUCGACGAGAACUGGAAGGGCUUUUCACGGCGAAGCUUUGGAUUGAAAAAGCGCAUGGGCAGUAAGCGCGCAUACACGUUUCGCGGGUGCGCUGCGCUCUUCUCACGAAACAUCAAGAUGGACGGCCAUUUGAUCGUGAGUGUUGAGAACCUUGGGCGCACAAAGGACGAGACUGGCGGAAGGAUGUAUACCGUCGGACCUCUGGCUUGGAGCCGGCACUACUCUCCACUCAUAGGACGGCUGGCCGGGACCAAAGAUACAGAAAUGGGCAAAGACGGCAAAGAGACGCAGAGAUACAAUUUUCAAGCCGUGCAGAUGCAAUUCCGUGGUCCGGUGCCCGCAGACCUGUACCAUCGAUACGUGGAGUUCAAGCCCUUUGUUGCGGGUAUGUUCACGUCUCAUUCCCUUCGAGGGAGGCUACUCAAUCGCGCACUUCAUCAUCAACACUCCCGGAUAUACAACUACGACCGGAUGACAAAGUACGGCACGUUCCCGGAGCCGACCGUUGACAUGACAAAAUUGUUCCUUGACCUGGUGCAUUAUGACGAGGGCGGCCGAAUCUUCACGUACGUCCUAACUCUGGACGGCAACUUUCGAUUCACGGAAACGGGCAAAGAAUUCGGCAUCGAUCUUCUAAGCAAACAUACCAUGCACAGCGACGUGAGCAUAUACAUUGCCUGCAGCGGGGAAUUCUUCGUGCGGAAAAUCCGACAUCCCAAGACGGACAGCAACGAGAAGGACGUGGACCCCUUGGAAGGCACGCAUAAGCCUGCUCCGGAAAGCGGGAUGGCGGAGGAAGAGAGGCAGAACCGGGAAAUCGAUCGACUUGCCAUCAAUCAGGACAGCGACGAGGACGGUGUUCAGAACGACGAGAAGGAUAAUGCCGACGCUGACGAGAAGGAGAACGACUCACAAGAUGCCGUGACGCCGCCGCCGCCGUCGAGCAGAAACGGCAAGGACAAGGAGAAGGACAAAGACGAGGGUUCUGAAGGCACCGACGUGCCCAUCGAGAAGUCGAGCAAGGACACGGACCCUUCACACUACGUGCUGAUCAUCGACAACGACAGUGGGACCUACAGGCCCAACGGCGAAAAGUUGCAUCUUCUGCGGGACUUUCUGAAGACGAACCUGCCUGGCCUCAAGGUGGUGACGCUGGACUGCCAAGCCGACGCGGAGCGCAUGGACAAGCUGAAGAGCGAGCAACGGGAGCGCAAGAAGGCGACCCGCAAGCCGGUCAUGUUCAUGCAGAAUUCCAGCUUCAGCAGCCUCAGUUCGAGCGACGAGGAGGAUCUCGCCGCGCGGGCGGCAGGAGAAGACCCGAAAGAGCAUCGCUACAAGAAGCAAUACCAUGCCUUCCUCGACGGCGGGACGGACGAUCACCACGGGCGACGGGACGCCGCCGCCGCCGGCGGAACGUCGACUGAUGAACAGACGGAAAAGGGUACACCACCUGUUGAGAAUGGACGUGUCAUUGAUGAUGCAGAGAAUCCGGUCCCCCCGGACGCCUCGGACGAAAAGCAGUGA
Messenger RNA from Exophiala spinifera, 2022 nucleotides. RefSeq lists its product as uncharacterized. Gene Ontology annotation, biological process: positive regulation of gene expression. Lineage: Eukaryota; Fungi; Ascomycota; Eurotiomycetes; Chaetothyriales; Herpotrichiellaceae. The transcript has 2 exons. The coding region runs from base 1 to 2022 and encodes 673 amino acids. The record is from RefSeq and is a predicted model, not a curated record.